Messenger RNA from Quercus lobata, 1107 nucleotides. Its product is annotated as Adenine nucleotide alpha hydrolases-like superfamily protein. The record is from RefSeq and is a predicted model, not a curated record. NCBI's taxonomy places the organism in Eukaryota, Viridiplantae, Streptophyta, Magnoliopsida, Fagales, Fagaceae. The transcript has 5 exons. Bases 207 to 722 code for a protein of 171 amino acids.
ACAAAAUCAUCCAAACGGCGCUAGUCUGAAAAGCUGUAAACCACUAAACCGUCAGUCCUCUGAAACGGCGCCGUAGAUAACCAUGCACGCGCUUUUAGCACAAAUGGAAAAGAAACCCAAAAAAAAAAAAAAAACUAAAUAUCAAAAGCAAAGCGAAACCAUCUUGCUACACUCGCUAGCCUAAAAAAAAAAGUCAACAAAAAACCAUGUCCGGAAAUUUAAGCUGCGUGAUCGUGGCCGUCGAUGGAAGCGAGGAGAGCAUGAACGCUUUAAGAUGGGCCCUCGAUAACCUCCAGCUCCGAUCCCCUACGGACGAUUCCACCACCGCCGGCUCCUUCGUUGUCCUCCACGUUCAAUCUCCGCCGUCCAUCGCCGCUGGCCUCAAUCCUGGUUCAAUCCCCUUCGGUGGCCCCAGCGAUUUGGAAGUGCCUGCGUUCACUGCUGCUAUUGAAGCUCACCAGAGACGAAUCACUGAGGCGAUUCUGGACCACGCUUUGCGAAUUUGCUCCCAAAAAAAUAUAAAUGUCAAAACACAUGUAGUUGUUGGUGAUCCAAAAGAGAAGAUCUGUGAAGUUGUUGAGAAUUUGCCGGCGGAUUUACUUGUGAUGGGGUCCCGUGCUCUUGGCCCUAUUAAAAGGAUGUUCUUGGGAAGUGUAAGCAACUAUUGCACCUGCCAUGCACAAUGCCCAAUUAUCAUAAUCAAGGGCAAGGAGACUGCCUGACUAGCUAAGCUAGAAUUGGAUCUGUGCUGCAGCUUAGGUUUUUAAUACCCGUUCUCAUCUUGUGUUGAUGCUGAUGGAGAUCCAAGAACCAAGAUAAUGUUGUACUUAUGCAGUGCAUUUGAGUUCCUAGUUGUUGCAGUUGGGGAUGCUAAUGCUGUACAAUCACUCUUCACAUCCUUUGCAAGCUGGUUUGGUGAAGAAAGUUGCAUAUAUGGCAUCAUCGUAUAUUUUGUGCAGCUAUUGUUGUUGUUGUUGUAAAAUUGUAAAUCUUUGUGUAUCAACAUGUAACUUUAAUUUUAUUCAUAUGCUACAUUGGGUGGGUGUUUUAUUGAUAUUUGUUCUAAAUAAAUUGAUUUUCUUUUACCCUUAGUUUCUCUUUUGACAA